AUGAAAAAGGAGGUAGAAGAGGCUAUCAGUAUCACAUUGAAAGAAGAGGAGGAUGUUACAGUGAAAGAAGAGAAAGAACCUUUUAGAGUGAAAGAUGAAGAGGGGAUAGAGGCUGUCACAGUAGAAGAAGAGGAGGUAGAAGCUUUCAGAAUUAAAAAGGAGGAAGAGGAGGAGGAUGUUAUAGUGAAAGAAGAGAAAGAACCUUUUGAAGAGGAAGAGGAGGCUGAAGAUCUGAUUAACACCCGUCUAAUGCAUGAAGAGUCCUUCAGGGAACCAGACCCAGAGACGUCCAAACCAGCAAGACCACACCACUGCUCCCACUGUGGAAAGAGUUUUACCCGGUUCUGGAACCUAAAACAGCAUGAGACGAUGCACACAGGAGAAAAGCCUUUUCAAUGUUCCCAGUGUGGAAAGAGUUUUACCUGGUUAAGGGCCCUGAAUAGGCAUGAAGAAAUACAUACAGCAGGGAGGAAGACCUACCAAUGCUCCCAGUGUGGAAAGAGUUUUACUCAGUUAGGAAGCCUGAAAAUACAUGAGAGAAUUCAUACAGGAGAGAAGCCUUACCCCUGCUCCCUGUGUGGAAAGAAUUUUACCAUGUUAGGCAAUCUUAAAAAACAUGAGAAAAUACACUCAGGAGAGAAGCCUUACCACUGUUCCCUGUGUGGAAAGAGUUUUACCCAGAUAGGGAGUCUGAAAACACAUGAGAGAAUGCACACAGGAGAGAAGCCUUAUUACUGCUCCCAGUGUGGCAAGUAUUUUUCUCAUUUAGAGACCCUGAAAAUACAUAAGAGAAUACAUACAGGAGAGAAGCCUCACCACUGCUCCCUGUGUGGAAAGAGUUUGACCACUUUGGGCAAUCUAAAAGAGCAUGAGAGGACACACACGGGAGAAAAGCCUUUUAAGUGUUCCCUCUGUGGAAAGAGUUUUACCCAUUUAGCGAGCCUGAAAAGGCAUAAAGGAAUACACACAGGAGAAAAGCCUUACCAAUUCUCCCAGUGAGGAAAGAGAUUUUCACGAUUACAGGACCUUACAUGACAUGAGAGGACACACCUGACCACUGCUCCCAAUGUGGAAAGACUUUUACCUUGUUAAGGAUCCUGAAAACAUUGAGACACAGGAGAAAAGAUCUACCACUGUUAUCAGUGUGGAAUAAGAUUUAUUUCUAGAACCUGAAAUAAUUCAUACAAAUACACAGGAGGAGAAGACAUACUACUGCUCUCAUUGUGGAAAGACAUUUUCCCAGUCAGAGGACCUGAAAACACAUGAGAGAAUAGAGAGGCUGUGUUCUGACUUAAGUUUUUGACUGAGAAUUUGGGGGUUUGUUUAAUACCGCAUUAUUAAAUCGUAUUCAAAAAAGGUUUACAGGAAUUGGUUUAAAAAGGUUUACAGGAGAGGCCUGGGAAUUCAUGUAAAUCUUUUAUGAGUGUGAUUUAAUGUGGUUAUAUAUAUAUAUACACUGCUCAAAAAAAUAACGAGAACACUUAAACAACACAAUGUAACUCCAAGUCAAUCACACUUCUGUGAAAUCAAACUGUCCACUUAGGAAGCAACACUGAUUGGCAAUACAUUCACAUGCUGUUGUGCAAAUGGAAUAUACAACAGGUGGAAAUUAUAGGCAAUUAGCAAGACAUCCCCCAAUAAAGGAGUGGUUCUACAGGUGGUGACCACAGACCACUUCUCAGUUCCUAUGCUUCCUGGCUGAUGUUUUGGUCACUUUUGAAUGCUGGCGGUGCUUUCACUCUAGUGGUAGCAUGAGACGGAGUCUACAACCCACACAAGUGGCUCAGGUAGUGCAGCUCAUCCAGGAUGGCACAUCAAUGCGAGCUGUGGCAAGAAGGUUUGCUGUGUCUGUCAGCGUAGUAUCCAGCGCAUGGAGGCGCUACCAGGAGACA
This is a messenger RNA of Oncorhynchus masou masou (cherry salmon), 1892 nucleotides long. RefSeq names its product zinc finger protein 239-like. NCBI's taxonomy places the organism in Eukaryota, Metazoa, Chordata, Actinopteri, Salmoniformes, Salmonidae. The transcript is spliced from 3 exons. The coding region runs from base 1 to 999 and encodes 332 amino acids. The record is from RefSeq and is a predicted model, not a curated record.